AUGGAUAAGGAACAAUCAGCUCUACAACGUAAAGUGGUUCGUAUCAUCUUCUUGUCCUUGCUGUUGGACUUACUAGCGUUCACCAUGCCGCUGCCGCUGUUUCCUAGACUAAUCGCAUCAUUUGUGGAGGCCGAGAAAUCUAGCAAAGGAACAAUGCUUUCGAGUAUACUUGGCGUGAUUCGAAAAUCGCGGGCAGCGCUGGUGUCGAUGCGAGCCAGUCAUUUAGCGCCAUAUUCUACUGAAAGCGCCGUGACACAUUCGAAAUGGGACAUCACCAUCCUUGGGGGGUUACUUGGAUCGAUCUUUUCGUUUUGCCAGUUUCUUGUGUCACCUUACAUUGGACGGUUAUCAGAUCGAUUCGGUAGAAGACCUAUUCUCUUACUCACCAUGAUUGGAAAUCUAGCAUCUGCCUUGUUAUGGUUAUUUUCGACUAGUUUUGGUCCUUAUCUUCUUUCUCGAGCCAUUGGUGGACUUUCGGAAGGAAAUGUACAACUUAGUAUCGCCAUUAUUAGUGAUGUCUCUGAUCCUUCAACACGUGCUAAAUCUUUGGCAUUGGUUGGGAUUGCUUUUUCUGUCUGCUUCACUUUGGGUCCCAGUUUAGGUGCCUGGUUUGCAAUGCAACUUCCAACGAGUAAUACUGUCAAGAUGGGUGGAACAGAAUUGAAUGUUUACGCUGCACCUGCAGCGAUCACCGUGAUCUUACUACUUGUCGAAACAGCUUUCCUAGCCAUUGCUUUACCAGAAACCAAACAAUGUUCACAAGAUCGAGCACAGAAAACUUCAUCUAGUCAAAAAUCAGAUACUAUAUCCAAACCGACUCGUCAAAGAACAAUAGAACAGAGAUAUCAAAGAUUGAAAAUUCUUGCACGCAUACAUUCAAUGUUUUUGUUCUUUUUCUCUGGUGCUGAGUUUACCUUGACAUUUUUAACUUACGACCUCUACUCUUUCACGAACGCUCAGAAUGGUCGCUUACUUGGCUUGAUCGGCAUCCUCUCCUCCUUGCUUCAAGGGGGUCACAUUCGUCGCUCCAAAAAGGCUCCAUUGAGCUUCGUUCGUAACGGGGUCAUUGCUUGUAUCACUUCUCUUACCCUUCUUGCCACUUUACCUUUUCUUCAUCCAGGCCCGAAAAAUAUGGCUGAUGGUGAAAUGAAUUUCUCGAGUAUGAUAGUCCUCUAUUCAGCUGCUGUAGCACUCGCUUAUGUCAGUGCAUCAGUUGUGAACUCGUUGAAUACAUUGGCUAGUCUCGAAUGCGAUGAUGAACAAGAUGUUUCGAAACAAGUUGACUCAAAGAUUGCAAGGGGAAAGGCUUUAGGGGAUUUCCGAUCGGCUGGUCAGCUUGGUCGGGCUAUUGGUCCACUCUUCGCUACUGGUCUUUAUUGGGCACAAGGUCCAACUUUGUGUUAUGCUACCUGUGCAUGUGGUUCAGGGGUAGUUUAUCUUUUGUCUAAAUUACUUGAUGACUCACAGUUGGAAAAAAGUGGUAAAGCUGAAUAA
Melampsora larici-populina 98AG31 is the source of this 1494-nucleotide messenger RNA. RefSeq lists its product as uncharacterized. The transcript is spliced from 7 exons. Bases 1 to 1494 code for a protein of 497 amino acids. Gene Ontology annotation, biological process: transmembrane transport. Gene Ontology annotation, cellular component: brush border membrane. NCBI's taxonomy places the organism in Eukaryota, Fungi, Basidiomycota, Pucciniomycetes, Pucciniales, Melampsoraceae. The record is from RefSeq and is a predicted model, not a curated record. Gene Ontology annotation, molecular function: transmembrane transporter activity.